CCGGGAUAUCCGGAAGUGUUACCCGCCGAUCGUCUUGAGUUGAUUUAAAAAGGGAUUGUCAGGCCUGUAGAAAAUCCCACUGAAAAAUCAAUCCACAGUUAUUUUUCUUGUGCAUACGGAAAUGUCGACGAUCUACACCAACCCCAUAAUUCCUGGUUUCGCUCCUGACCCAUCGGUGGUCUUCGUCGACAAUACCUUCUUCCUUGUCAACUCCUCUUUCCAUGUAUUCCCCGGGCUUCCUAUCUAUGCUUCAAAGGAUCUUCAGGCAUGGACGCAAAUUGAAGGAAACGCUUUCAACAGAAAGAGUCAGAUAGACCUCUCCAACGCGACCACCGACUCUUUUCCCAUCGGUCCGAAUAAGAAUCUUGUCGCUGCGUUAGGCCUAUUUGCGCCGACGAUUCGGUGGCACAAUGGAGUAUUUUACAUUAUCUGUACAAAUGCGGUUCGCCCAGAGGGCGGGGAAUUUCGCACCGAUAACUUCAUUAUCUCAACAAGAGACAUCUGGGCCAAUGAAUGGAGUGAUCCUAUAUGGUUCGUACUCGAUGGAAUUGACCCAAGUUUGUUCUUUGAUGAUGUUACUGGCAAGGUGUACGUUCAGGGAUCAUACAGAGAUGGGGAUAUAGGUGCUCAAAAGUGUUCAAUCCGACAAUUUGAGAUCGAUAUCACUUCAGGAAAAAAGCUCUCUGAGACUAGACCCCUGUGGGGAUAUGAGCUGGCUGCCACAGCUGAAGGUAUCGGCGAUAUUGAAGGUCCCCAUCUCUACAAAAAGGAUGGGUAUUACUAUCUGCUAGCUGCAGAUGGUGGUACAUUUGAAACCCACAAAUCUGUGAUCGCACGGUCUAGGGACAUCUGGGGUCCGUUUGAAGUCUACAAGAACAAUCCUGUGCUUACCGCUGCUGGAACAAAUGAGUAUGUCCAGAACGUUGGACACGCUGAUCUGUUCCAAGAUGGAGCUGGAGCAUGGUGGGCUGUUGCUCUAGGAGUGAGAAAUGAGACUGGCGGUAGAUCACCGAUUGGACGAGAAACGUUUUUGAUCCCCGUGGAAUGGCCUGUUGGAGAAUGGCCUGUAUUUGGUCGCGCAAAAUUGCAAUUUGAAAGAGCCGCUGUGUCUUCUCAACCUGGCAAGAAGGAACUGUUGUUGUCCACAAAGCGGGUGGAUGAUGUCUAUCUUCGCGACGCCAAUUUAGAUGAUUAUGAAUUUUCCGACCAAGAGAAGUCCAUCAAGAUUACACCAAGUGCGAGAGGACUAUCGGCAACUCACGGUACUACAACAUUCAUCGGCAAAAGGCAAAGAUUUUCCAACUCCAUUGCUACCACAACUCUCUGCGUUCCCACCGAACCGCAUGUGAAGACCGGACUCUCCCUCUUCAAGGAGAAUUUUCGGCAUGUUGACAUUUGCUAUGACACAACUACACACAAGAUAACACUCGAGGCUUGCCUUAAAUUGAAGGGCGAACCCAAGGUGGUCGCAGAAGUUGCAGUUGCGGCCCAGAUAGUCCAAAUGAAAAUAUCUUCAUCUGCAGAGUCCUACGAAUUCUUCACCAGGGCUGAAACUUCCGAGGAAUGGGUGUUGCUUGGGUCAAUCGACGCACUGGACAUGACGGCAUGUGAUUUCACUGGGACUCUUCUUGGAAUUUUCGCCGUUACGGCGGCCCCCCCCCGGCAGGUCGCGGGUACUGUGAGAUUCGAAAACUUUGUUGUAUCUUGA
Messenger RNA from Penicillium brasilianum, 1708 nucleotides. The record is from the annotation of a GenBank genome assembly. NCBI's taxonomy places the organism in Eukaryota, Fungi, Ascomycota, Eurotiomycetes, Eurotiales, Aspergillaceae.